AGCACCACAGCUACUUCGAUAUUUGCUAUAUAAAACGAUAUAAAGUCGGGUUUUUAUUCUAGACUAAGUCAAUUGCAAACUUUCCUUUAAGCAUAAGAAAUGAAAGCUGUUACAGAAUUGCUGCUUUUGGGUUUAGUAUUCGUUCUAACUAAUUCGAAAACUGUAGAAACAUUUCCACUGGGGUUAUCAGAAUUAUCAAACUUUAAAGCUGCAAUACUUGACACUGAUCAUCAAGCAGAUACGGCAGAAAAUACUAGAAACAAACGUUUUCUUUGGGAUCUCUUCAGUUAUUUUUAUGAUUAUGACGAUGAGGAUGAAGAUGAUGAUCAAAACAAAUAUUUAAUAUGUCGUAAUUGCACGGUCCAUGUAAAUCAAAGUUUAGCACCUGUGGCUACUACUACAACAUCCACUACAACUACAACAACUACGACAACAACAACGCGGUCAACAGCUACAACUAUGGCAGCUUCUAUGCCAACAAGACCACAAAUGGCUGGUCCUAUGCCUACUGCUGCAGGAGCUAUGCCAACUACAAAAAAAUAAAAUU
This is a messenger RNA of Teleopsis dalmanni, 547 nucleotides long. Its product is annotated as sestrin homolog. Bases 100 to 543 code for a protein of 147 amino acids. The transcript has 3 exons. Lineage: Eukaryota; Metazoa; Arthropoda; Insecta; Diptera; Diopsidae. The record is from RefSeq and is a predicted model, not a curated record.